Thelazia callipaeda (thelaziosis nematode) is the source of this 4014-nucleotide messenger RNA. The record is from the annotation of a GenBank genome assembly. Lineage: Eukaryota; Metazoa; Nematoda; Chromadorea; Rhabditida; Thelaziidae.
AUGGAAAACGGUGAAACUUUGCGUCAAAACUAUACUCCGUCGCCUUUGUUUGGCACCGAUUCCGAGAUGAACCAUUGUUACGCCAAAUUCAAGGAACUUGACGAAAGUUAUGCACAGACUCGAAGUGAUCGUGUCCGUAUGGCAAUGUUUCCUAAUUUAUGUAGUGAAAAAACUUGUAUGGCAUCUUUACAUCGUUCAACAAUUCUCUCCAAGCUCACUGAACCAUCUCAAUUACUAACAACUGCUGUUAUUGAAUUAAUCAGUCUUCAAGAUGAAACCGAACUAACUACAAAAGCAAUUCCUGAACUUAUCAAGUUACUAGCAGAUAAAGACGAGACAGUAAUUAUGCGAGCUGUGCAUAUGGUGCAUUUGUUAUCACGCGAGAACAAAUCGGUAAAUGCAAUAGCUUCAAAUCCAACACUUGUGAAUUCUUUGUGCAAUGCUACUCGGUGUGAAAACGAUGCUAUUCGACGGGAUGCACUUGGUGCACUUCUACAUAUAUCGGAACAUGCGGAAGGUCGUAUGCAUAUAUUUCGUUCAGGUGGAAUUCCAGAGCUAGUCGCAAUGAUUGGUAUACCAGUAGAUGCUGUACGCCACUACGCUAUCACUACUCUACAUAAUUUGUUGUUGUUUAUGGAUUACGCAAAAGAAGAAACAAGAGCUUGUAGUGGUUUAGAAGCAAUGACACCGCUUCUUCAUGAAAAUAAUCCUCGCUUCUUAGCAUUAUUAGCCGAUUCUUUGUAUCUUUUAUUACUGGACAGUCCCCAAAGCAAACUUUCUUUUUUAUCAUUGAGUGGUCCUUCAUUAUUAAUCGAUCUUCUGGACACGAAUCGUCAUCAUCCUAAAGUUGUGUAUACUGCUGUACGCUGCAUUCGAGCAAUAUCUGUUUGUCCACAGAAUAAAGCUGCUCUUGUUUCUCUUGGAACAUUGAAUGUUUUGGGAGAUUUCAUCAGUAAUGUUGAUGAAAGGACGCAAUCUGCUGUCCUCUGUGCUAUUCGCAAUCUAUCAGAUGCAGCAGCUAAUGAAGAUAGCUUAGGACCUUUGAUUAUUAGCUUGAUUCAACUUAUUUCUGCAGGUGAAGAAUCCGCAACGGCAUGUGCUGCAGGGAUAUUGUCCAAUUUAACUUGCAAUAAUAUUCGGAACAAGCAGACUUUGUGUUUACAUAGGGGUAUGGAUGCGUUGUGUGCUGCCUUAGAGCGAUUUUCAUUGGUGGAAGAAGUGACAGAACCAACUCUUUGUGCAUUGAGACAUUGCACGGCUCGUCACCCUCUUGCAUCUCAAGCGCAAAGUGAUAUCCGCUUAUCACAAACUUUACCAGUUAUUUUAACCCUGAUUUCGUCCAUGCGGACACCGGUUGUUAAGGCAGCACUCGGACUAAUUAGAAAUCUUGCUCUUCUUCCUGCUAAUUUAUAUUCCUUGACUCAUCAAAAAACUCCUAAAGAUGAGUCAGUGGUCACGUUGACUAUGGAUGUACUAGGGCGAGCAGGCUCUCAGUUACGGCAGGAUCCAGAUGCAUUAGCAGAUGGUGUAGCUAUGCGUGAAUUAGUUGAAGGUGCUAUUUCAGCUCUUCAUCAACUUGGAAAUGAUCUUCAGUCUGCUGAGCUUAUGCUUCGCGAUCAUUCAUUUAUUGAUAUGCUGGUUAAGUUGCUUUCUUGGGAAGAAAUAUACGUUAACGAGGAUGAACUGUUGCAACGUGAGCUACUUGGUCUUCUCUAUCAACUUUCAAAAACUCCUGAAGGUGCACGGCAGUUGGAAAUGUAUGGUGUGACCCCUGUGCUUUGCGCAACAUAUGCAUCUGGCGUGUUGAAGAAUUUGCAAUUUGACAAACCUUUAUUAUAUCGGGGUGAACUGGACACAGAAAUUGAAAGUGUAUUGAACAGUGGUGAAGAGUGGAUGCAUGAUGGUUUGGAACCGGAACUUUUUGCUGAAUUGUAUCACUCUUCGGAAUUAGAACAGUUGGAUCAUCCACAGCCAUGGCAACAUCCACCACCUUAUCAAACUAAUAAUCGAAGGGAAAGAAUAUUGAAGUUCAUACGUAGUCAGGCGCUGAAUGGUAUGGUUGAUAUAGAAGUGCAUGAAUGUGACUUGUUCGAGCAUGAACCCUUUGUUGUUGACUGCUUAGCCUUAGAUGAACGACAGGGAAUUUUGUGCGUCGCGCGUCAUUCUGACUAUAAUAAGCAAAAACGUAAUGGAAUGAUUGAAUUUUGGAAUGUCAUUGGCACUCCAAUCUUUCAUGUUCGGAAUACAUUUCUUGGAAAUAAAACUGUUGAAUCACUGCUUUGGCUUGACGAUGUGUUACUUGCUGCACAUAUCGAUGGCUCGAUAACAGGUCAUUGCCUUCACACUUCGGAAUACUUCACUGCUCGAUUUACGCCAAGUUCAUUGUGGUGCUUGGCUUCCAUAUCAGGUCUCUCUUUUUGUGCUGGUUCAGACUCUGGAGCUGUAUUGCUGCUUUCUUUGGAAGAAAAUAAUCGCAUUGUUUUAAAUAAAACAAUAUCAAUAGGUUUCGGUGUUCAUGUCAUGUCACUAGCUUGCAAUAAUGAUGUCGUUGCCGCUGGAACAGUUGAUGAAAUCAGUUUGAUAUCUAUUUCAAAACAACGGAUCGAACAUACAAUUAAACUACCGCGGAUUGAAAAACGAAAACCAACCAUUGUUUGGUGUUUGUGCUUCAUUGGCAAGUUGCUGGCAUCAGGUGAUUCGAGGGGAUAUGUGACAUUCUGGAAUGCAUCAAAUGGAGCAUUUUCACAUUGUCUUCAAACCCAUCAAGCUGACGUUUUAUGUAUGGCUGUAGCCAAUGAAUCAAUCUAUGCUGCUGGUGUUGAUCCAACCAUUGCUAGACUUGGGUUAAAUCAGGACUGCGCAGUGUAUCGAGUUGAGCAUCGUAAAUUAAUUCAUAGCAAUGAUGUACGAGCACUGGUUGCAUCGCAACAUACGCCAUUCAUUUAUUCUGGUGGUGCUGAUUAUUAUUUUUCUGUUAGUGAUCGUUCAAAACAUGCCUAUGGUUUGAAAAAUAUUAUGUGUAGCAUUGCGCCUCAAACAAACCUCUUUUCAUAUCAGUACGACGAUCAUAUUGUUAUUUGGAAAGCUGGCUCACCUCGUACAAAAAUGCUCAAUAAACGAAUUUAUUGCUUAGAAGAUGAUCCGGUUAAAUUAGGAUAUUUACGGUCUCAUCAAGGAAAAUCCAUUGUUUCAAGUGCUCUGAAUUAUAAAGGCACUUUGUUGGCAGUUUCUACAAUUGGCACUACAACUCUCUAUAAAUUCGAUUUUGAAUUUUCAAAAGAACCUAGCAUAUCUCUCUUGAAGAGAUGGGAUAUUAUUGGAACAAAAUUGCUGUUUUCAUCUACCUAUUUGUUCAUUGCCUCCUUGAGCUUCAAGAUAUCUUUUAUUUCACUUUCUGAUUUAUUACCAGAACAUCCGCUCACAAUUGCUAAAAGAGAUGGCGCUGGAGAAGUAGUUCAGCUAAACGGUAAUAUGGAUGAAACACUGCUUGUGAUAUUAACCACAAGAAAUGAACUAUUCAUUUUGAAUAUCAAGGAAAAGAUGUUACGAAAGUUGGAUAUUCUAGGAUCACAUGUGAUCAUUGAUGCUCAGUUUGUGAGUGAUAUAUCGUUGUAUAUUCUCUGCGCUGAUAUGAAGAAUACGAUUAUUGAGUAUAACACAAGGAGUAACAGCCUUAGUGAGAAUACAGUUUCGACAGAAGCAUUAUGUAUGUUGCAAAAUGAAGUGGUCUUGCAGAUGAAUUGUAGUUUAGAAGGAAUUAUUUUGGGAGGCUCGCGAGGCAGUUUGCGCAUCAUUACGCUUGUUAACGGCGAACGAGUUCUGCUCUAUGGGCCAGAAGCAUGUGCUUUGAAGAGGACAGCAGAAGGAGAAGGUGCUGGAGUGUGUUUGAUACGCAGGGAUCGAUGUGUGCAAGCUUGUUGGCUAUCGAGCCGAAAAUUGCUCUUCACGACGCCUAUUAUGUAUGCCGAACCGUCGCAAACUGCUUUUCGACUUAAACGUUACGGCCUGAAUUGA